Nymphaea colorata (pocket water lily) is the source of this 1020-nucleotide messenger RNA. NCBI's taxonomy places the organism in Eukaryota, Viridiplantae, Streptophyta, Magnoliopsida, Nymphaeales, Nymphaeaceae. The record is from the annotation of a RefSeq genome assembly.
AUGCCCGCAUUAAGAUUUAAAACUUGUCGUCUACUUCCAGGAAAUGUUCGGAACAGAGAACUGACAAUAAUACAGCGCCGCAUUCUCCGAAGAUUGAGGAACAAGAAGAGAUCUAUUAAGAGAAAGAUUUAUCCGAGACAAAAUCUGAACAGUUACAUCAAAUCACAAACUACACGAAAGUUGUCCCUUUUUUAUGGUUCCAUCACAGAGAUGCACAGAAGAGCAGAACGAACUUCAUAUAUCCCUUUUCCACUCAAUCCAGAAACAAGAUCGGACGUUAUUCCGGUUCGUCUCCAUUUUCGUGAAACUCUUCCUCAAGCAAGGCAGCCGAUCAGUCAUCGAAGGGUUUGUGUGAAUAAUGGAAUGGUCAGCAUUACUCGUUUGAAAGUGUCCCACGGUGACAAAAUCUCUUUUCAAUCAAAUGACGCGAAAACAAGGGGGGAAGAAAGAAGGAGAUCUUUCUAUAUCGAACUAUCAGUUUCUCAAAUAAUAGGCAAAUUCCUGCCGGCUUUAGUGUGGAGAAGAACCAAAACAGAAUGGUUCCGCCUACUCAAAACAAAGAGGGGGUGCCGCCUCCUACUCCAAUCCCGGUUUUUGCAACAGUUGCGUUCGCGUUCUUCUAUGCAAGAAGAAGACUUCGAAAGAAGAAAGUUUGGAUCAGAAAAAGUAUGCUUAGGCAGUUCCUUCGCUGAGCACAACAGAAUGAAGAGGAAUUUGUAUCAUUUCAAAUCCCUCUUCCUAUCGAACGAGAAAAACCGAAAUCGAACAAGAAAUCCUAUUGUUAAUAACGGACAUUUUUAUAGUAAUUCGACCUAUUGCUCUGGAUCCCCCCAUCGGUUGACUAGGAAGAGAAGAAUCACUAAGAUAGAACUACCUACUCAUUAUUCGGAGGUUAAUCAUAGAACACCAAAAGCUGUGGUAUCUUAUGGACCUGACAUAGGUCACAUCCCCCACGACAUCAGAUUGAAAGAUCCAAACCUUCCUCUUCGGAGCAGAAACGGACGUGGCCAAAACAACUAA